AUGUCCAGUACAGUAGAGAAUGGGGAACUGGACCAGUAUGCUGACGACAGUACGGUACAUGCAGCAGGACGCACUGUACAGGACAUAAGAACAAAGACUCUGGUGGAUUUAGAAUGUGUGGCUAAAUGGUCGGACCACAACAUGCUUAAACUGAACAACGGCAAGACAAAGACCAUGCUGGUUGGGACGUCUAAGAAGACAAGAGUCGCACCUCCACUACAGUUGGAACUCAGGGGGCAGAGUUUACAACAAGUACCCACUGUCAAGCUUUUGGGAGUACAUGUCGACCAAAACCUCACAUUCGACAAUCACAUAGACCAUGUUGUAAAGAACUGUAAUAGGAGCAUGGCGCAAGUGAACAGGGUGAGGAAAUUACUUCCGCGCAGACUGAGGAUAAAACUGAUUCAGGCCCUUGUACUGACACAUCUAGACUACUGCAGUUCGGUGUGGGCGAGUACGUCUAGGAAGAACAUAAACCGGCUACAGGUCGUGCAGAACAGAGCGGCCAGGAUCGCCCUUGGUUGCCACAGGUACACAAGCAGGGACGCUUUGCUGCAGACGCUAGGAUGGCUGUCCGUGAAAGACAGAAUCCAGCAGAAAAGUGUAGUGACUUUUCGUUAA
This is a messenger RNA of Branchiostoma floridae (Florida lancelet), 621 nucleotides long. RefSeq lists its product as uncharacterized. The record is from RefSeq and is a predicted model, not a curated record. The transcript has 2 exons. NCBI's taxonomy places the organism in Eukaryota, Metazoa, Chordata, Leptocardii, Amphioxiformes, Branchiostomatidae. Bases 1 to 621 code for a protein of 206 amino acids.